AUGCACCAACUGCAGCUGCUUCGACGUGCCUCCGACAUCUUCCAAGGCAAGGAUGGAUUCAUCACUUUGCGUGACCUUUUCCGUUGGGGAGAGCGCUAUCGUCUGGCCACCUGUAACCGGGAUGAGAACCAACUUUUUGACUGGGACAGAUACUUAGCAGAACAAGGAUACAUCCUACUCGCUGGACGAGCCAGACACCCAGAUGAAGUCAGGGCCGUGGCUGAUAUUAUUCAAAAAGUUUUUAAAAGGCAGAUUGCGGAGGAUAAUCUCUUCAACAUUAAUGAAGACACCUCUCCCGUCGCGGCUGAGUUCCUCUCGGUGGUGGAUCAUCAGCUUGGUGCGGAGUUCGAUCACGUUGUUUGGACAAGGAGCAUGCGAAGGCUAUUAGUUCUUGUAGGCAACGCAGUGAAGUUCAACGAACCUGUUCUGUUGGUCGGUGAAACAGGGUAA
Molecule: messenger RNA, 450 nt
Organism: Hydatigera taeniaeformis
Lineage: Eukaryota; Metazoa; Platyhelminthes; Cestoda; Cyclophyllidea; Taeniidae
Source: the annotation of a GenBank genome assembly